UUGUAAGCAGGGGUGGACUGACCAUUUGGAAACUCGGGCACUGCCCGAGGGCCCGGGGUCAGUAGGGGGCCCCAUGAGAUGCCCCUGGUACCUUUUUCAUAGGCUUUUUUGAGUUUGGGCAAGGACACAGGGGCCCCAUGAUCCCCUAUUGCCCGGGGGCCCCAUGAUUUGUCAGUCAGCCCUGGUGGUAAUUUAUGCGGUAUUACAAUUAGACUUUGAGUCCUAUGCUAGGACAGCAUCAGGUAGCAUGGAAUUUAGGAAAUUCCAAGUAAGGUGC
Staurois parvus is the source of this 277-nucleotide messenger RNA. The record is from the annotation of a GenBank genome assembly. Lineage: Eukaryota; Metazoa; Chordata; Amphibia; Anura; Ranidae.